AUGCACGUCAAGGCCAUCUUCUUCCUCGUCAGCGCUGCCGUCGUCUCCAGCUUUGACCUCGUUUCGGCUGUAGACCAGGAAUGCGCUGGUCAGCCCAAGUGCGUUGGCGUCGGCCACGACCUUGUCGAUAAGCUCACCUCGGACUGCCACAAGUUCCCCACAAUCGUCGCCUAUUACAAGUGCUGCAACGACAACUGCGCCAAAAAGGGUGGCAAGAAGGAUGACAAGAAGAAGAAGGAGUCUGUCCCCGAGGGGAACUCCGAUUCGAACAAGAACGCGAACAGACACUUGCGCGACUUGCAGGCUUAG
This is a messenger RNA of Hyaloperonospora brassicae, 309 nucleotides long. The record is from the annotation of a GenBank genome assembly. NCBI's taxonomy places the organism in Eukaryota, Oomycota, Peronosporomycetes, Peronosporales, Peronosporaceae.